AUGCUCUCAUUAGAAGAAUAUAACCCUUUUCUCCGCCACUUUAUCCUCUUCAACUUCAAAUUAUUGUUGAACAAUUGAAAAAUCAGAAUCCUUCCCCACCAAAUUCCUCCAUACCUCUGUCGAUCAUGGAUCUCCGAUUUCCUUUUCUCCUCUUCCUUUUCUUGCAGGCUGUUUCCGGCAUCCUCCUCGCCGCUGCGUCCAACGUUGCCUACCCCUCCGUCGUCGAUACUGGAGUCGGUGAUUGCUCAGUUUCCGACGGCGGCGAUGGCAGCCUCAUUCCUAUCCGUCGAGAAGUUUACGAUAAUGGACGAAUCAUUGAUAUCAGUCAUCGGUUCACUGUGGAUAUGCCGUCUUGGGAAUCUGACGAAGGGCUUGGGCAGUUUCUGUGGCUUCCUAAGAGUAUGAAGAAUGGUUCGCUUGCUAAUAACUCUGAAAUGAAGCUUCCGGCUCACACUGGCACGCACGUCGAUGCGCCUGGUCAUGUUUUUGAUCAUUACUUUGAUGCGGGAUUUGAUGUUGACACACUCGACUUGGGAGUCCUCAAUGGUCCUGGACUGUUGGUUGACGUUCCAAGGGAUAAGAACAUUACUGCUGAAGUCAUGAAGUCUUUGAACAUUCCCAAAGGAGUACGCCGUGUACUCUUCAGAACAUUAAAUACUGACAGAGGUCUCAUGUGGAAAAAGGAGUUUGACACGAGCUAUGUUGGAUUUAUGAAGGAUGGAGCAAAAUGGCUUGUAGACAACACUGAUAUCAAACUAGUUGGAAUUGAUACUAUAGAAACUCGUGCAUUUUAUAUGUCACAUGCAUCAAGAUAUUUUUCAGUUAUGGAGUAUGGACACGUACAUUACAAUAUUUAUAUUUCUCCAUGA
This is a messenger RNA of Cucurbita pepo subsp. pepo (vegetable marrow), 869 nucleotides long. The record is from RefSeq and is a predicted model, not a curated record. Lineage: Eukaryota; Viridiplantae; Streptophyta; Magnoliopsida; Cucurbitales; Cucurbitaceae.